Molecule: messenger RNA, 2433 nt
Organism: Metopolophium dirhodum (rose-grain aphid)
Lineage: Eukaryota; Metazoa; Arthropoda; Insecta; Hemiptera; Aphididae
Gene: SCCRO3
Product: DCN1-like protein 3
Exons: 4
Coding region: 545-1477 (310 amino acids)
Biological process (GO): positive regulation of ubiquitin-protein transferase activity; protein neddylation
Cellular component (GO): ubiquitin ligase complex
Molecular function (GO): ubiquitin-like protein binding; cullin family protein binding; ubiquitin conjugating enzyme binding
Source: RefSeq, a predicted model, not a curated record
ACGAAUAAACGGCAUAAUGACGUCACGGAUGGUGAACAAUUUUCCCUGCUAUGAUUAAUUUGUGGAUUGAUAGCGAUGAUAACAGAACCAGACACCCUAGUCGUACGAAACAUACAAUUUUUUUGAUCACCAAUGAGUAUUAUGGUCUGUGACCAAGACCAACUUCACUCAUUACAUACUACAUAGUGCAAUAAUUUUCAUGUAACAAAACAUUAAUAAUUGUUAUUUGUUAUUUAUUAUUUAGAAAAAAUAAUUAAAUUGUGUACAUUUUUAUGUGUAAAUAUAAUUAUUAACGUUAAAUUUAUCAAGUAUUUUCUUAGAAAAAAUUGUUUUUGAAACGAUAUAACUUAUUCUACUUAUUUUAAAAUGUGUGUUUCUUUUCAAAAAACUGUGCACUACCACUUUGUAACACUUUCAUAGCAACAAUAAAUUGCUAAGGUACAUACACAUUUUGCAGUCACAGGAAUCCUUAAAAGAUUUCAAUUAUUGCCUUGAAACAACACAUGCAUUCUACAAGGCCAAUUAAUUGUGGUGCUGUUGAUCAAUGGGAAACUGUUUUUCAUGUUUGCGCUCUAAGAGUAUCAGUAGGCCGGUGGCAGAUUCCAGUGACAACGAAAAUUUAGACAAUGUACCAGACAAACGAGUUGAAGGUCUGGAUUCAAAUGAUUUAAAUCCCCCAGUGAUGGCGACGAGCAAUGGAGCUCAUAAUGCUCCUGUUCUAGGAUCAGUGGGUAGUGAUAACUGUGGUAGCUUGCGUUCCUCGUUUACCUGUACUCGUUUGACAUCUACUUUAAACAAGACCAAUACAAGGUUGAAUAACUUUUCCACAAAAAGUUUCCAAACCAGGGUUCAAAAGUUAUUCGACAUGUACAAAGAUGCUGUUGAAGACUUGAUAUCAAUUGACGGAAUUGAAAGACUGUGUAGUGAUUUACAGAUGUCACCUGAAGAAUUCCGUAUCCUUAUAUUAGCAUGGAAAUGUGACGCUCAUCAAAUGUGCCGAUUUACUCGUGCAGAAUUUCUUAAUGGCUGUCAUGCACUUCAAGUAGAUUCUGUGUCAUUAAUGAAAAAUAAAUUGUCGGAUGUAGCAAAUGAUCUCAAUUAUAACACUGAGGAAUUUAAAAGUUUAUACAGGUUUACAUUUAAAUUUGGGUUGGACAAUGCUGUGGGACAGCGUAUUCUUCCAGUUGACACCGCCAUCGUAUUAUGGAAAUUGAUUUUUAAUAUCCGUGAACCAGAAAUAUUAGAACGUUGGCUGAAUUUUUUGGAAAGCCAAGAUAAUAUAAGAGGUAUUCCUAAAGAUACAUGGAACAUGUUUUUAAACUUUGCUGAGACUGUAUCCAAUGGGGAUCUUUCUAAUUAUGACGACACUGAGGCUUGGCCAAGCGUUUUUGAUGAUUUUGUUGAAUAUGAAAAUGAUCAAGCCAAUCAAAACAUUAGCGAAAAAGGAAUUGGAAAAAAGCAUGGCAGUGUACUUUAAAAUAACAAAAGACUAUCACCAAUUUUUUGAGUGUUAUUAGACUUAAAAAUAAUGUUUGACAAACACAUUGUUUUGUAGUAAUAACUUAAAAACCAUCGAUUCAUUACAAGCCCGUCCAGUAUUAAUAUAAACCUCUGUGGUCUUAUUUAUAAUGGCAAUAUUACUUUAUAAACAAAUCUGAACUUUAUGUAUAUUAAGUUGGACUAGUUAAAUUUCUUAUUUAUUUUUAAUUUACCUAUAGAUCAAAAUAAAUAAUUGCUAUUUUUAUAACAGUGUCUACUGUUUAUAUAAAUUUACUUAAAUGUUUGCAUAUUUACUUUCAUAUAAAUAUUUUUUCAAGUAAUUUCUAUUGUGUUCAAAAAAUAUAAAAUCUUGUCUCGGUCCUAUUAAUUGCAACAAAUUGGUUCCUUUAAGUAUUCCAAUCAUUAUUAUUUUUCCACUUAAGUAUUUGGGAUCGAGAAAGUUUAGCAUCUGGUUUUUAGUUCUCAAUUUGAGUGCUAAAAACAAUCGUUUUGUAAAAGACUGACUGAAGUUGUUAGUCAACAAAAACCUGUGAUACUAUUUACGCUUGAUUAAUGACAAGCGUUUAAAUCUUAUUAAUAUGUGCGAUUUUUUUUUUUCUUCGCUGUAGUUAAGGAUAUUUAAAUAUUUUACUAAAAAAAUAUAAAACAAAUUUUGGUAUAAGUUUUAAAAUAUAUAAUAAUAUGUAUAAUGUAUUAUAAUAUUAACGCUACUACAAAAACAAAGUAAUUUGUAUUCUUGAAUAAUGUACAAUAAUUAAUUUAAUUGCAAUAAUGUAUAGAUAAUUUUUUUAAAGUUUGUUUGGGGUCUUGUUAAUUUUACAAAAAAAUAAUAUUUCUAUGAUAUAAAUAGUUUAUUUAUUUCUAAAUUUAGUUAAUUAUUGUAACACAAUCCUUCUUUUCAUAUCUAUUUUAUGACAAUAUAAUAUGAUACAA